AUGUCGCAAGACCACCCGUCGGUAACCUCGCGUUUUACACCGAAGUCAUAUGCGACACCAAGGAGGCAUCAUAAAUAUGAUACUGAUGAUUUACCAUCACAGCCUAUCAAAAUUGGGUAUCAAAAAGUCACUUUAGACAUUGAUUUGGCAGAGCAGUCAGUGCAUGGAGAGACUGAAUUGACCGUUCUUCCACUCAAUGCUAGUGUCAGGCAGGUAAAACUAGACUGUAGAGGAAUGCAAAUAAAGGACAUUACAGUGAAUGGCAAAAAGGCAAGCUACCAUUAUGGUGACUUCUUCCAAAACGAUGAGUAUCUCAAUGACACAGAAAACCCAGUGCUGGCCAACUAUAAAUACAACCCAAAUUAUGACACACAUUCCGAAGUGGUAAAGCUACAACAACACCAUUUCUACAGAUCCAGGUUCUAUCCAUUGUUUUCAGAUCAGAAUAAUCAAGCGAAUCCUUCCUCGUCGUACCCAGAGAACACAUCGGAAUUGGUAGUAUACGUUCCAGAUUCUAUCAAAUUAAGGCUUCACGACCCAACGUCAAAACAAACUUUUUCACCCAACGUCAAUUCUGCCCGGUCGCACACGCCUUUGACUACCAAUGCUAUGAUGAGCUCUGAUAAAGUAUACACUCCGUUGAAUAUCAAAAUUAGUUACCUGAUCAGGAACUCGAAAAAUGGAUUACUAUUCCAUGGAGGAAACGGCACAACGAUCCCGAAAGAUCGGUGGUUUUGCUACACCUCGAACAAUGAUCUGGGAUGCAGUGCUAGCUCGUGGGUUCCUUGUAUAGACAACUUUUACGAAAAACCUGCUUGGGACAUAAACAUAAUUGUGCCUAAAACGGUGGGUGACAUAGGAGAGACCAAAUUGGUUGGCUCCGAUGAAGCUAGGAAGGCUUUAAGAAGAAUGGAAACUGAAGAAGACGAAAUGGAUGAAGAACAAGAAGAGCGCAAUGAUACUCCAUUGGUAGUGGCGGUUCCAGAUUUGAUCGGUGUCAAAGAAUCGCCGUCUCCUCUAGAUGUCGGCAAAAAGGUGAUUAACUUUCAAUUUUACAAUCCAGUUCCUGCUCAUCACCUGGGCUUUGCCGUGGGCGCGUUCGAAAGCUGUCCAAUCUUGGACGUUAAGCCAGGUACUGAUGAGUUGGUCCCUUCCAAUGCCCUGGCAAAUCUCGCUGACAAUGACAUUAACAAUGCCACGAACUUCUCUGCUGAAUCCAACUCGAAUAAGGUGCCGACCAUGCUUUACUUCUUGCCUGGCCGGAAGGAGGAAGUUCUGAACACAACAGUUGCAAUGUACAAAAUGUUUGAUUUCUACUCUAAAGAAUUUGGCUCAUUCCCAUUCCCCAGCUACACGAUGGUCUAUGUCGAUGACAUGGCUUGCGACUCCUGUGCAUUUGCUGGUAUGACAAUCAUGUCUUCGAAAUUGCUGUACAGUCCAAAAUUGAUAGAACCCAUCUUUGAUGUGACAGAAAAGCUGGCAGUUGCUCUGUCUGAGCAAUAUUCCGGGAUCAACGUUCUUCCGAAAUCCUUGAAUGACUUCUGGCUGGUAAUUGGUAUUUCGUACUUCAUGGCAGGUCAGUUUCUGAAAAAGCUUUUUGGUGUCAACCGAUACAGAUACGAAGUCAAACUGCGCACCGAUUACCUUUGUGAAAUCGAUAUCGGAAAAAGGCCUUUGGCCAAUCAGUUGUUUCGCUUUCCGAUAAGCCUCUCCCAAGAUAUGGAAUUUAUAAGGCUAAAAGCUCCUUUGAUAAUGUUCAUUUUGGAUCGCCGAAUGACUAAGACUGAUAAGUCAUUUGGGCUGUCUCGUGUCAUCCCCAAGAUUUUUCUCCAAGCUAUGUCAGGGGAUUUGCUUAACGGAAAUUGUUUGUCGACCGCCCACUUCCACCAUGUUUGCGAGAAGGUGGCUCAUCAUAAGCUUGAGUCAUUUUUCCAAAAUUGGAUACAUAGUUGUGGAGUUCCAAUUUUUCAAGUGACGCAAAGAUUCAAUAAGAAGAGAAUGUUCAUCGAGAUGAGCAUCCGCCAGAUACAAAAGAAUAAUAAGUUGGAAACAAACGACGAACUGCAAAUGGACAUAAACUCAAAAGAAACUUUGAGGAAGCAGCAUCAGAGAGAGCAUUUCGUCGAUGAGGCUAAUAAGUUUUUAUCUGAAGAAGAGACUUUCUCUGCCCCGAAUGUGUUCACUGGCCCUAUAACUAUCCGUAUCCACGAAGCAGAUGGUACACCGUAUGAGCAUAUUGUUGACAUCAAGGAUCCCGUCACCAAGUUGGAUAUACAAUAUAACACAAAGUACAGAAGAUCUAAAAGAAGGAAAGAAGAAGAUCAAGAAGAAGCUGAGAGAAAGGAAAGAGAAAGGGAAAAGAGAGAAAGGGAUAAAUUGAGGAAAGAACGAGAAAAGGACAAAUUGCGUGGUGACGAUGAUGAACCAACGGUGAAGAAGUUGGGAGACGUGUUCAUGAAACCGAAGGAUCUAGAAGAUUGGGGUUUUACUGAAAAACAAAAAAUCGAAGAAAAUGACUAUGAAAUCCUUGGAGACGCCUUCGAAUGGCUGCGUGUGGAUGCAGACUUUGAAUGGAUUUGCAAGGUCUAUAUCAAUUUGAAUGAAAACAUGUUUGAAUCCCAGUUGAGACAAGACCGAGAUGUGGAAGCACAGUUAGAAAGUGUCAAGUUUUUUUCGGAGUCAUUGCACCCAUCAAUCUAUUUUGCAACGGUUUUGAUGAGAACCAUACUUGAUAAACGGUAUUUCUAUGGCGUAAGGGCCGAAGCGGCUUUAGGACUAGCAAAACUUUCAAAGGAGGAUAACGAUCAUCUAGGAAUGAGAUUUUUGCUCAAAGCUUACAAGUACUUUUAUUGUUACAACAACACCAUAUCGAAAGGAUAUCCUGAGCUGGACCCAAAUGAAUAUUUACCGCUGCCUAACGACUUUUCGGAAUUCAGUGACUACUUUGUCAUGAAAGCCAUUGUGACUGGUUUGUCAACCGUGACAAAUAAAAAUGGCGACAGUCCGAUUGAAUUGAAGAAAAUCAUGCUCAAUAUUUUGAAAUUCAAUGACAAUAAUAAUAACUACUUUGAUGAUUCCUUUUAUCUUGCCAACUUCAUUACUUGUUUGACAAAUUUGAUAGUCAGCUCAAAUAAAAAAAUCCCGAACCACAAUGAAUCCCAUGUUGAGAUGGACCAAAGAAAUCUUACAGACCCUACCGAAAAGUUCCUAAUUGAAUCCAUUGUGGAGAUAAAUAGGGCCGCAAAGAUGGACCAAUGGUCUCCCUCCUAUCAUCAUAUUGUUACAGUGACAAUGCUUCAAGAGAAAGUGCGUUUGGCCCUACUAGGCCUUGUUGACCUCUCCUAUAUUGACUUGAUUCCAUACACUAGACCGUUUUACGAUUCAGAUAUUAGACUCAGAGCCUUUGAAAGUCUUUUGCUCUUAGGUGGUCUGAGAAACUCGCACGUUCUGUCACUAUUCUUCACAACUCUAAAGCUUGAGACUUCCCAUUACCUUCGUCACCAUUUGAUACUUGCUCUUAUGCGAGCAGUAGGCGCGGCUGCCGUGGACGGAGUGUUUCCUAACCUCGAAGACGAUGAGUUCUUCAGAGCGAAAAAAGGUGAUUCCGACGAAAAGAAUAACACCCUCGUAAUUGUGGAGGACAGUGGAGCAGGUAAUGAAAUGAAGACCCGACGCGACCAGCUAUCUCGACUCACCAUGAAAGGAGCAUUGGACAUUCUUCGCAGGGACUUGAGCAUAGGUACGGGACUACGCAAAGAACUUUGGCUGGCAAUUCAUUCGUGCUUGCUGUCUGUGAGUGCGAAACGAAAUUUAUUUGAUGUUAUAGAAGUCAUCUUCGAAGCCAUUGACUCUUUCAAGGUCACCACAAAACUUCCGAACGAGAGGAAGUUGGUUGCUAAGGUCACUGAUGUUAGUAUUGAGCCUCAUUCUGAGACGUACAAGGUGACAUUCAAAAGACAAGGGAGACUUAAAAUUCAGAUUCCAACUAUCAAGCUCAAGGUCACUGAUAAUAGCAGCUCUCGCUCCACGCAGAAGCCAAAACGCUCCUCUGUUUCAGAGCCAUCUUCAGAUCCAAGGGCUCCAAGGGAAAAAUUCGAAGUCAAAUUCAAGUAUAGAAAACUUUCCAACAGAAGGCGUGUGGCAUACGAUAUCAUUCAAACCGAUAAUCAAUCACCUCUUCGCUACGUGCGUUUCCAAAUGUUUGAAAAGAAAGUUUUGGUGUCCAACGAUGAGAACUUUGGUGAACUAAAGAGCUUGCCGGUCAAAUUGAAAAUCAACCCUGAAAAGCUGCGCCAGCUUAAUCCAGUUAAGACAGAACCUAGUACCACCCUUUCCGCUCCAGAGUCAGCUCCAGAGUCAAACGGUUACUCUCAGUAUGGAGAAGAUGUCCAGAAUAAUUAUAUUCCAGGAAGCCAAGCAAUGGACACUUCGGAAAAAAUAGAAGCUGGUGAUGACGUCGCAUCUAAUCCUGGUGACUCAAGGAGGACCUCUCUUGAUAGAGUGCCCCCAUUAAAGACCGAGCCAGGAGCUUCCGGAAUAGAAAUUGGAGCUUCGGCUGAUCCUGAGAGGAUCUCUACGCAAAGUCGCUCGGCAACGCCUUCAUUGCCAAAGAUUAAGCUCAAACUGAAAUAG
This is a messenger RNA of Ogataea parapolymorpha DL-1, 4632 nucleotides long. RefSeq names its product TFIID subunit, involved in RNA polymerase II transcription initiation. The coding region runs from base 1 to 4632 and encodes 1543 amino acids. The transcript has a single exon. The record is from RefSeq and is a predicted model, not a curated record. Gene Ontology annotation, biological process: transcription initiation at RNA polymerase II promoter. Gene Ontology annotation, cellular component: transcription factor TFIID complex. NCBI's taxonomy places the organism in Eukaryota, Fungi, Ascomycota, Pichiomycetes, Pichiales, Pichiaceae. Gene Ontology annotation, molecular function: chromatin binding; transcription cis-regulatory region binding; RNA polymerase II general transcription initiation factor activity.